Schistosoma margrebowiei is the source of this 1187-nucleotide messenger RNA. NCBI's taxonomy places the organism in Eukaryota, Metazoa, Platyhelminthes, Trematoda, Strigeidida, Schistosomatidae. The record is from the annotation of a GenBank genome assembly.
UGAAUAUUGGACCCGCGCAGUUGUUGUCUCGUGGUUGGAAAAUCAUUGUAAAAGCGGAAUUGUGACUCUUAAUGAGUAUUGGUUACACGUUCCUGUGAAAUGAAUGGUGUGAAACGUUCAUUUAAGCUAUCCACAUUCUUAAUUUCUACUGGGAUUCCUUCAUUUGACGAAUUACUUGGUGGUGGUGUGACCUCAGGAAGUAUAGUUCUUAUCGAGCCAGAUUUUCACCAAACAUAUGCAAAACUGCUCGUAAAUUUGUUCGUAGCAGAAGGUAUAUUAUCGGGUCAUAGUAUAUUCUAUGGUGCAACGGAAACAUUUGACAAUUUACUAUGUAAAUUACCUGAUCAUAUAACUUCUACAAAUGAGAUCGAAGAAGAAAUUUCAGAUCUUAAAAUUGCUUGGCGUUAUCAAAAUGUCCCAAACAUUAAGAAUGUAAAUUCAUCUGUAUCGAGUUUAGGGCAUCAUUUCAAUAUAACCACGCCCAUGAAUGCAACUGCUCGAAUAUCUGAGAAAAAUGUGUCAACUUUUUAUUUCCAACCGGAUAGUAAAAAAACAUUGCAUACCAAUCUCUUCAGUUUAAUUCAAAAAUUAAUUAUUUUCCGAUCAAACACAAAAGUGUCUUCAGGUAUACAACGGAUAGUGAUAAACUCAUGCGGCUCUCCUAUGUGGGGUUAUUGCAAGGAUACUCAACAGUUCUACAGGAAUAUGCUUAAUUUCUUUGCUACAUUACGCCUGCUAAUCCAAAACAGUCACUGCACAGUUUUCGUCACGUUACCUACAAUGAAGCUACCGCCUGGUCUAUUGACUCGUCUAUCUCAUUACUGUGAUUAUAUGUUUCGAGUACAAGGACUGCGUGACCAGAUACAGGCGAAUCCAGUGUAUUCAGAAUAUGAUGGUCUACUCACAGUUCUUCAUAUUCCUUGGUUAAUCAGUGGGAAUACACUUGAACCGGCUUUCAGAUCAUCUACACUUGAAUGGUGUUUCAAGAUAAAACGACAUCAGCUAGUUGUGCAGCAUUUUCACUUACCACCUUCUCUAUCCGAUACAGUAAAUAGAUCCAAUGCACCGGAAGCAGUCUUCACAUGUUCCAAAUUGCACGAAAAUCAGUUAGAAUUUUGAAGACAAAGCAGAAAAAAGCAUACUUAUUUAUUUGUACACUUUAUUGAAAUAAAUUCUCAUAUUAAGUC